UCUUUGUGACCGGUAUUUAGUCUGCUAGAGCAGUUCGUAGAGUACAGACGUUUUUCUUCCUCUUGCGAUUUUAAUAAAGAACAGUAGUUAGAUUCAAAUUCACAGUGUUUUAAAUAAUUUAACUUCCCAUUUCCAAUAGGACAUUUAUCUUGAUUCGCAAUCGAAGUUUACCAGAAAUGACAACGAGGAAGUUUUUAUUGAAAUUUGGAUGAAAUUUCCUUGUGUCUUGAGCUGUUCGGUGAACCAUCAUGACUAGUUCAGCCGAAAUUGAGCUGGAGAACGAACGUUCUAAUGAUGAAGAGGAGAGAACCUAUUUGGAUGAAGGAGAGAAUGAAACACUACUAACCCGAGCACUACUGAGCUCAAAGGAAAAGGAAGAUUGUUCUACUAGAGGCAAACCCCGAAAUAUUCUGAGAUCAACUUGCUACAGCCCCAUCGAAUUUUUCCGAAAGAAACAACGCGCUGUCGCAUUGCUAUUCCUCGCUCUCCUCAUUACUUCACUUUACUUAUAUUUUGGACGUUCUGUGCCCGAACUGCAUAAUCUAGAAGAUGACAAAGGUGAGGGAUACUUAGUUUGGAAUCCGAAAUGCCAUAUGGUCUCAAAAAACGCUACGGACCCAUCGAUAAUUCAGUACAUAGAGAAACAUAACUUCGAGUCAUGUUCCGAUGGUCCUCUACUAAGCUUCAUUGAGAAGGAUGUGAAAGGUUCUUUCUCCUUAGUUAUUGACCAAAAAGUUGCCAAGAGCUAUGAUAAGUUCGUCUGUUGCUGGUCUCCAAUUACACGGCCUGUCCCUAAGGAACCCCUCCCGAAAGAGUGGGAUACAAAAAUCGACCGAGGAGAAUGUCAAGACUUCGAAAAUCGCGUGCAGCUUCCCCCUGAUUUAGAAGUCGUCAUGCUCACUUGCAGACCAAAGCACAUUUCAAAGGGCAACCUCAGUGGAUCUGACAUUCUAUACGAGAAUAUUCACCCCAUUUGGAAUCCCGCGAAGGUUCAAAGUAGACUCAUCACCUCCAAACCCUUCGACCAAAGCAACAAAGCACGAAGAAAGAUGAGCAUUCUAGUUUUAGGAUUAGACAGUGUCUCCAACCUAAACUUCCAACGAAGCCUGCCAAAGACGAGACGCUACCUGAUGGAUACCGGUUGGAUCAACCUCCAAGGAUACAACAAAAUGGGAGACAAUACAUUUCCAAACCUGAUGGCGAUUCUCACCGGUCAGAAUGCCUCGACGGCCUUGGCGAAAUGCCAACCACAGCAAGCCUACGGCUUUGACAACUGUCCUUUUUUAUGGUACAAUUUCAGAAACGCCGGCUACGUCACUGCCUACGCCGAAGACUGGAUCGACAUUAGCACAUUUAACUAUCACAAAGCCGGAUUUGUAAAUCCCCCAACUGAUUAUUACCUCAGGCCCUACAUGAUAGCUGCCGAGAAGUUCUUGAAAUUCAAAAAAAAGUUCGAUGCUAAAUACUGCACAGGGCCUGAAUUAACAAUCGACAGGAUUUACGAUUCUGCAUUGAACUUUGCCAAGACAUUCCUCGGCUCUCCUUACUUCGGAUUUUUCUGGACAAAUACAGUCAGCCAUCAAAAUGUGAAUGGGCCAUCAUCAAUGGACGAUCAUUUCUUAGAAAUGUUCGAAAAGUUCGCUGAAUCAGGCGUCACCAAUGAUGCUUUGAUGGUGUUUUUGAGUGAUCAUGGUAUGCGCUGGGGAGGAAUCAGGAACACGCUUGUCGGCUGGUACGCGGAGAGAUUGCCUUUCAUUUACUUAAAACUACCGGAGUGGAUGAAAAAAAAUCCAAGGGCAUUUCAAUCACUCAGUAUCAAUGGGCAUCGUCUGACAUCACCUUAUGAUCUUUAUGAGACCUUUCGUGAGGUCCUGAUUAAGGCUGGGGGUGAUGCUAAAGCCAGCUCUGGGUGCCCGACAUGCCAGAGUUUAUUGAAACCAGUGCCAAUUGAGAGAGGUUGCGCAGACGUUGGGGUUUCUUCCCACUGGUGCACUUGUACUGCCUUAGAGCCUGGGAAUACAGGCGACAAAAUUGCUAAAGAAGCUGCUGAAGCGUUUCUCCAAUAUGUGGAGAAUAUUGUUAAAGAUUAUAAAUCUAAGGACGGGAAAAGACUCUGUGCAAAGCUUAGUAUUACAAAAAUUCAUAGAGCAGAUAAAAUUAUUAAUGUGAAUAAUCCACCAAAUGAUCCUAAUCAUGUCGAAGGAUAUAUUUUUUUGCUUGAAGUGGCCCCCGGAGGGGGCAAAUUUGAAGCGACCAUUAGAGUCCAUCGGAAAGGGAAUUACAGUAUUUCUAAUGAGGAAAUCAGUAGGACUGAUUCGUAUGAGAAGAACGCAAAAUGCCUCAACGAGGGUAUAAAAAUGUUCUGCCAUUGUAUUUCGUAAGAAUGGAAGACGAUAUUUUAUAAUACGAGUGAAAAAAAGGACAAAUCGCCUCUUUUUCAUCAACAUUAUAAAAUAUCGUACGAUAGAGAGAGCCUCAUAUGACCCCAUGACCCUUACUUUGACCUCCAUGACCCUUAUUCUGACCUUUGUAAACCUUAAUCUGACCCUUCUGAUCCUUAUUUUGAUCUUCAUUAGAACCUUUGUGACCCGUAGUGCCUGACCUUUGGUUUUUGACCGUUCAUUUCUGACCCUGGACUUUGGAGUCUUCAUUUCGAGUACCAAAUUUUCAUCACCAGAAGUAGAUUUGGAUUUUUAUAAUAUAGAGAUUUCUCCAGGCCAGUCAGUCCCAGAUGGUCCAAGUCCAUCUCCAAAUAUUACAACUGUGUUGAAUUAUGGUAUGGCUAUGCUACAAAUGACCGAAUGAACUCUAUUGACAAUUAUUACCAUUUAGAAUUAUUCAAAUUAUUUUGUGUAAGAUCUCAAAUUUGAUAGUGAAAAAUAAUAAUGGGUGUUU
This is a messenger RNA of Diachasma alloeum, 2895 nucleotides long. RefSeq lists its product as uncharacterized. The record is from RefSeq and is a predicted model, not a curated record. Bases 249 to 2381 code for a protein of 710 amino acids. The transcript is spliced from 4 exons. Lineage: Eukaryota; Metazoa; Arthropoda; Insecta; Hymenoptera; Braconidae.